This is a messenger RNA of Lutra lutra (Eurasian river otter), 6154 nucleotides long. RefSeq names its product teashirt zinc finger homeobox 1 (gene TSHZ1). The record is from RefSeq and is a predicted model, not a curated record. Gene Ontology annotation, cellular component: nucleus. Gene Ontology annotation, molecular function: DNA binding; DNA-binding transcription factor activity, RNA polymerase II-specific. Gene Ontology annotation, biological process: regulation of transcription by RNA polymerase II. NCBI's taxonomy places the organism in Eukaryota, Metazoa, Chordata, Mammalia, Carnivora, Mustelidae. The transcript has 2 exons. The coding region runs from base 1568 to 4798 and encodes 1076 amino acids.
AAGCCACACAGUGCCCCUCCCCAACCAAGCCUAACCCCCAAACCAAGACUGCAAAAGUGACACAGGUAUUUUUAUCUCAAAUGUCCCGACGUUCUCAUCCAAGGGUAGUCUGUGUCCACGUGGCUCCGUGUGUAUGAACAUUCGGUGGGGGGGGGGGGGACUUACAGGUUUAAAAAUCUGCAGGAACUAAUGUCUACUUAACUUGGCUUACAACACAUGGGUUUCACCCGGUAUCAGCCAGUGGAUUCCAAUAACAACCCCCUCAAUGUCUUUCUCCAAUGUGCAAUCUUUUAUGUUAUGCUGUAUUAAGAUUUCUUUUUUGUGUCACAUUGUUUAGCUCAGGAAAGAAAAAAAAAAAGAAAACAAAGCAAUUAAAAAGAUUGACAGGUAUGGUCUGUGAGAGACCUAUUUGUAAUUGUCAGGGUGACGUUGGCGAGAGGAGGAGGAGUAAAAACUGAAGCAGGAAAAGCAGCUCGAUGUGUCUGUCUAUCAGUUGAGACUGUCUGAAAGCUCUGCGAUCCGAAUGUGUGUUAUAUUUCACUGAAAAGAGAAGAGAGCGAGAGUGCAUCUCCCUCUCUCCCAGGAGUUUGGGGGGGACAGUCCACGCUCAUCUCGCCCACCCAGUGAAUGUCCGCUCUUCGCCCUUCCGCACACACUCUCCGGGUUGUUGUUGGCUUCUUUUUUUUUUUUUUUUUUGGAGGGGGGUGCUUUUUGUGUAUUUUUCAAAUUUUUUCUGUUGGAAGAUCAAGACCGGCCAAAAAUCCAUGAUCAAAAUGUGUUUGCAUUAGAUUUCGCAAAGGAAGAGACGGCGAUCCUGGUGGCAAAGCCCCGCGGGGGGCGCGGGGCAGCAAGUGGCGCUCCGGCGGGGUGACACUGUUUGAUGUGUGACUGUUUGGAAGGUGGAGCAGCGCCUGACAUCUCCCCCCGGCGCAUGUAUGUACGGGGGCUUCACUCCUCUGUCUUGUUUGCUUUCUUCCUCUUAGACUAAGUGCGGGAGGAAAAGGACAGCCGGGAUCGGCCUCGCUGGCGCACAAUGAGAAAGCUGAGACCCGCGUACUAAAACCGCCCGCCGCGACCCCCGAGCAGCGAGGAGCGAGGGGGAGAGAAAGUUGCGCUCGGAGACUCUCGGCUCGCGGAGGAAGGCGCAGGGGAGCGCCCGGAGCGGCGCCCGAGGAGCGCCCGCCACAGCAGCGCGGCGGCGGGAGGCGGCAGCAUGGAGCGCGGGCCGCGGGCCGGCCCUCCGAGCGCCCGCCGCUGCGCCCGCGGCCCGCGCCGGGGAUGACUCCGGGCUCGGCGCCCAGGCCCCGCGCGCUCCGCCCGCAGCCCGGCGGCCGGGACGCGGCCCGCGCGGCCGCCGCCGCCGCCUCCUGAGCGGCCCCGGGCGCGGCCGUCCAUGCGAGCGGCGCCCCGCGAUCCGCGGCGCGCCCGGAGCCCGGAGCCCGGAGCCCGCGGGGACGAGGCCAAAGUUGGGCGCGCCGCGGAGUUGCGCCCGCGCCCGGGGCCCCGGACCCCGCGCCCCGCGAACUCGGGCGGCGGCUGAGGCGACGGCUGCGGCGGCCCGAGCAGCAUGCCGAGGAGGAAGCAGCAGGCCCCCCGGCGCUCGGCAGCUUAUGUUCCUGAGGAAGAACUGAAGGCAGCAGAAAUAGAUGAAGAGAAUGUGGAGGAGGAUGGGCUGUCUCUGGACAUCCCGGAAAGCGACUACGUGUGCAAUGAGGACCCCGAGAUCAAGGAAGCUCAGAGCUACCAGAACUCCCCUGUCAGCUCCGCAACAAACCAGGACGCUGGCUACGGGUCGCCCUUCAGCGAGAACAGCGACCAGCUCGUCCACUUCAAAAGCUCUUCCUCCAGAGAGGAGAAGGAGGACCCACAGGGCCCGGACAGCGUCUCCUACCCCCAGGACAGCUUGGCCCAAAUCAAGGCUGUGUAUGCAAACUUGUUCUCCGAGUCCUGCUGGUCCAGCCUGGCUCUGGAUUUGAAGAAGACGGGUUCGACCCCCAGCAACAACGAUGCGGGCCAGAAGGAGGGCUCCACCCCUGCCCCCACACCCCCCGCCUGCACGGCGGGCGCCACGGGCACCACGGCCAGCACCCCCAGCUCGGGCUCGGGCUCCGGCAGUGGUGGCAGCGGCGGCAGCGGCGGCUCGGGGUACGACUGGCAUCAGGCUGCGCUGGCCAAGACGCUGCAGCAGACGUCCUCGUACGGGCUGCUCCCCGAGCCCAGCCUCUUCAGCACCGUGCAGCUGUACAGACAGAACAACAAGCUGUACGGCUCGGUGUUCACGGGUGCCAGCAAGUUCCGCUGCAAGGACUGCAGCGCCGCAUACGACACGCUGGUGGAGCUGACUGUGCACAUGAACGAGACGGGGCACUACCGCGAUGACAACAGGGACAAGGACUCUGAGAAGACCAAGCGGUGGUCCAAGCCCAGGAAGCGCUCGCUGAUGGAGAUGGAAGGCAAGGAGGACGCCCAGAAGGUACUCAAGUGCAUGUACUGUGGCCACUCCUUCGAGUCCCUGCAGGACCUGAGCGUCCACAUGAUCAAGACAAAGCAUUACCAGAAAGUGCCUCUGAAGGAGCCGGUGCCAGCCAUCACCAAGCUGGUCCCUUCCACCAAGAAGCGCGCCCUGCAGGACCUGGCAUCCCCGUGUUCGCCGGAACCUGCGGGGCUUGGUGCCGACGCCGUGCUCAGUGAGGUGGCCAAGGACCAGAAGACUGGCAACCCCUACGUGACGCCCAACAACCGUUACGGCUACCAGAACGGUGCCAGCUACACCUGGCAGUUCGAGGCCCGCAAGGCGCAGAUCCUCAAGUGCAUGGAGUGUGGGAGCUCGCACGACACGCUGCAACAGCUCACCGCCCACAUGAUGGUCACCGGCCACUUCCUCAAGGUCACCACCUCGGCCUCCAAGAAGGGCAAGCAGCUGGUGCUGGACCCGGUGGUGGAAGAGAAGAUCCAGUCCAUACCCCUGCCCCCCACCACGCACACCCGGCUGCCCGCCGCCCACAUCAAGAAGCAGCCCGACUCCCCUGCGGGCACCAUGCCCUCCGAGGACAAGAAGGAGCCCGAGAAGGACAAGGCGCCAGCGGUGGGUGAGGCAGACAAGAAGGUCAAGGAGGAGAGCGAGGACACCCCCGAGAAGUUCGAGCCCACUGCCCUGUAUCAGUACCUCCGCGAGGAGGACCUGGACGAUAGCCCCAAGGGUGGGGUGGACAUCCUCAAGUCCCUGGAGAACACGGUCUCCACGGCCAUCAGCAAAGCGCAGAAUGGUGCGCCCUCGUGGGGCGGCUACCCCAGCAUCCAUGCGGCCUACCAGCUGCCUGGCGCCGUGAAGCCGCUGCCCGCCGUGCAGAGUGUGCAGGUGCAGCCCUCCUAUGCCGGCGGCGUGAAGUCGCUGGCCCCGGAGCACAGCGCGCUGCUGCACUCGCCGGGGAGCCUCACGCCGCCGCCGCACAAGAGCAACGUGUCCGCCAUGGAGGAGCUGGUGGAGAAGGUCACAGGCAAGGUCAGCGUGAAGAAGGAGGAGCGGCCCGCUGCCGACAGGGAGAAGGGCUCCCCGGCCAAGGCUGUGUCCCCCGUGGCCAAAGAGAAUAAAGACUUCCCCCGCGCAGAGGAUGGCAGCAGCGGCAAGGCCAUGCAGAAGAAGGGCCCGGAGGUGGAGGCGGGGAAGGCCAAAAAGGAGGGUGUGCUGGACACGCACACCCCAAACGGCACCGAGCCUCUGAAGGCCAAAGUCACCAAUGGCUGUAAUAACCUGGGGAUCAUCACGGACCACUCAGCGGAGCCCUCCUUUAUCAACCCGCUCAGCGCGCUGCAGUCCAUCAUGAACACGCACUUGGGCAAGGUGUCCAAGCCCGUGAGCCCAUCUCUGGACCCGCUGGCCAUGCUGUACAAGAUCAGCAACAGCAUGCUGGACAAGCCGGUCUACCCCGCCGCCCCCAUCAAGCAGGCGGACGCCAUCGACCGCUACUACUAUGACAACAGCGACCAGCCCAUCGACCUGACCAAGGCCAAAAGCAAGCCCCUGGUCUCCAGCGCGGCCGACCCCGUGGCGUCCCCUCUCCGGGAGAGCGCCCUCAUGGACAUCUCCGACAUGGUGAAGAACCUCACGGGCCGGCUGACCCCCAAGUCCUCCACGCCCUCCACCGUGUCCGAGAAGUCAGAUGCCGACGGCAGCAGCUUCGAGGAAGCACUGGACGAGCUGUCACCCGUGCACAAGAGGAAGGGACGCCAGUCCCACUGGAACCCCCAGCACCUGCUGCUCCUACAGGCGCAGUUUGCCUCGAGCCUGCGGGAGACGCCGGAGGGUAAGUACAUCAUGUCGGACCUGGGCCCGCAGGAGCGCGUGCACAUCUCCAAGUUUACCGGGCUGUCCAUGACCACCAUCAGCCACUGGCUGGCCAACGUGAAGUAUCAGCUGAGGAGGACAGGGGGUACCAAGUUCCUGAAGAACCUGGACACAGGGCAUCCUGUUUUCUUUUGCAACGAUUGUGCCUCUCAGUUCAGAACUGCUUCUACAUACAUAAAUCACCUAGAAACACACUUGGGCUUCAGCUUGAAGGAUCUCUCCAAGCUGCCACUAAAUCAGAUUCAAGAACAGCAGAAUGUUUCAAAAGUCCUGGCAAACAAAGCCCUGGGCCCGGUCGGGGCUGCCGACGACGAAGGGGGCUCUACAUUCCAAUGCAAGCUUUGCAACCGGACUUUCGCAAGCAAGCACGCAGUCAAACUGCACCUUAGUAAGACCCACGGCAAGUCCCCUGAGGACCACCUGAUCUAUGUGACAGAGCUGGAGAAACAGUAGCGUCCAGAAGCGCGAGGGACCGCGGCACAUUGCACUACACGUUGUCUUUGGACUGCACUAGGCCUGGGCUGAGCCUCCGAAAUCAGCCUUCCCUUUGUUGCCGAGCUGGCUGUCUGGACCUUGGUUUUUUUCUUACACAUAUUUUGUAGUUAUAUUUAUAUGCUCUUUGUCCGAUUGUGCAUGUUAUUUUUCUUUUUCUGUGAGUCAAAGUCUGACCUUUAUUUUCAACAUUUGUUCUUGAUGUUAAGCUAUCUUUUGUAGGAAAUAGUGGGCACACUACUCAGAGACAUGCAUUUAGCAGAGAAGAAAGACACAAAUAACAAUGAUAAGAAGACAUCCUAAAAUUACAAAGUUGCCAUGACAAUAAAGGUCAUAGAACCUGGUAGUGUCAAAUUUAACCCUUUGAGGACUGCAAUUGCAUUUCUGUGCCUUUCACUAAAAAAAAAAAAAAAAGAAAGAUAAAAAGGCUUAAAGGCAUUUCAUUCAGAUCAAAAGCUGUGUCAGACACAAAACUUAUUUAAUAAUUAAAAAAAUGAGUUUUUAUAUGCAGAACUGGUUUGUGAAGGAAACAUGCAUGCAGCUGUCGGAAGAUAGAAAGUUGUCUAGGAGUCGUGGGGUUAGGAAGCCACAGCUUUACACAUUGAAAAUGAAACAAAACAAAAAAAACACAAAAAAACCCACCACCACCACCACCACCACCACCACCACCACCAAACACCCCAGUUGCCACUAUGCCCAAACCCUCUGGAUGCUGAAAAAAAAAAUGCCACUUUCGGCAAAAAAAAGUAUGCAAGCUAUUAUUUAAAAAUGUGUAAAAAUGCUAUUUCUUUUUUUCCUGUAAAAUACUGCGGUUUAUAGUUAUUUACAAAUGUAAGCUUUGGUAUAAGCUGACCUUUCUAUAGCGUGCUGCAUUGGUAAAUGAAAAAAACAUGGGGCAAACGUUGGAGUCCUUUCCUUGUAAAUUGCCAGCAUCAGCUUAAAAACUCUAUGUUACAUAUCGUACCAUUUUAAUCUAUUCAACUUUCUUUGUACCUUCUGGCUGUAUGCUUUCUCUUUUAACUUUUUAUAUUGUCAUUUUAUAUUAAAUUUCUGUGUAUAUAAUGUAAAACCACAAUUUUUGAAUAAAAUUUAGUUCCCGCAGCUUGAUUUAAAUAGAGAAGUUUUACUGGUACCUGCAUCUUUCCAGAUGCAUGUAUAUCAGACAAAAGUACAUAAAUGGAAACAAAGCAAGCAAUGCACUAUUAAUUAUACAUUUUGAUGUUCUAUCAUUAAUAUUGUACAGUACAUUUUGGUUCACACAAUUAAAUCCACUGUUUCCUCAAAUGUAAAAUAAAACCACAAGCAGUUCUUGAUUUA